AUGGAUGAGUCAAACGUGACAUCGUUUACUGUCGAGGGUCCCGCAAACGCCUCAAGCAGUGGGAACACCUCGGUGGGACAGUCACGCCCACAAAUUCCAGUCGUGCACUGGGUCAUUCUCAGCAUUUCCCCAGUGGGUUUUGUUGAAAAUGGAAUUCUCCUCUGGUUCCUCUGUUUCCGGAUGAGAAGAAAUCCCUUCACUGUCUACAUCACCCACUUGUCUGUCGCAGACAUCUCAUUACUCUUUUGUAUUUUUAUUCUGUCUAUUGACUAUGCUUUAGAGUAUGAGCUUUCUUCUGGCCAUUACUACACAAUUGUCACAUUGUCGGUGACUUUUCUGUUUGGCUACAACACGGGCCUCUAUCUGCUGACCGCCAUCAGUGUGGAGAGGUGCCUGUCCGUCCUCUACCCCAUCUGGUACCGAUGCCACCGCCCCAAGCACCAGUCAGCAUUUGUCUGUGCUCUCCUGUGGGCUCUUUCUUGCUUAGUGACCACCAUGGAGUAUGUCAUGUGCAUCGACAGUGGGGAAGACAGUCACUCUCGGAGUGACUGCAGGGCAGUCAUCAUCUUCAUAGCCAUUCUGAGUUUCCUGGUCUUCACUCCGCUCAUGGUGGGAUCCAGCACCAUCUUGGUAGUGAAGAUCCGCAAGAACACGUGGGGUCCCCACUCUUCCAAGCUGUACCUGGUCAUCACGUUCACCAUCAUCAUAUUCCUCCUCUUUGCCAUGCCCAUGAGACUCCUCUACCUGCUGUACUCUGAGCACUGGUCCACCUUUGGGAACCUCCACCACAUUUCUCUCCUCUUCUCCACAAUCAACAGUAGUGCCAACCCUUUCAUUUACUUCUUCGUGGGCAGCAGCAAGAAGAAGCGGUUCAAGGAGUCCUUGAAAGUGGUUCUGACCAGGGCUUUCAAGGAUGACAUGCAAGGUAGACGCCAGGAAGACAGUGCUAAUACUGUCACAGUUGAGACUGUCGUCUGA
This is a messenger RNA of Cynocephalus volans (Philippine flying lemur), 978 nucleotides long. RefSeq names its product MAS1 proto-oncogene, G protein-coupled receptor (gene MAS1). Gene Ontology annotation, biological process: G protein-coupled receptor signaling pathway. Gene Ontology annotation, molecular function: angiotensin receptor activity. The transcript has a single exon. Bases 1 to 978 code for a protein of 325 amino acids. Gene Ontology annotation, cellular component: membrane. The record is from RefSeq and is a predicted model, not a curated record. NCBI's taxonomy places the organism in Eukaryota, Metazoa, Chordata, Mammalia, Dermoptera, Cynocephalidae.